CAUUUGCGGUAGGAAUAACAACGCCGUAACGAAAACUCACGCCAGCAAGCAAAACAGUUAAAUUACACUUUUCCAAUCAUUUAAAGGAAACGCGCCAGGUUGUGUAAAUUCUUGGCCAACUUGUUUUACUCAUCGGCUUAAAUUACGUGCAAUUCCGAUGGAGAGCGAAGGAUCAACGCCACCCGCAUUCACGCCUGCCGCACUGGGCUUGCAUCCAGUUGGAACCAAAUUUCCCAAAACAACGAACAGCCAGCCCAUACAAGUUCUGAAUGCAAGAGGAAUGCCAGCACGAAUUCGAAAAAAGAAUCGCCUCUUUUUUGACGACGACAUCAUCAACGAUAAAAUUCCGUCGGUCAAGGCAACUCCCAAGAAAACACCAGGAUCAGCAAAGAAAACCCUAAUCAGCAGCAAGACCCCUCGCAGGGAGUUAUCUACUCCGCCCCGCAAAGUGAUUCCGCGAAUGUCUUUGAAAAAGAAAUAUUCUUCGCGGUACGCGCAUCUGAAGCAGAGCGGCCGAAAGAGGAAGAUCGACCCGGAAGAGAAGGCACACAACUCAAUGAAGUUAAUGAACACGAGCGGUUUGGAAAAUCCAAGUUGGUUUCAAAAACUUGGUAACCAGUUUCGAAACUUCCUCCUGCUACCCAAGGCACAUCGGUUCUGCUACUUCGAGUUUUUCUACAGCGACAUUGAUCGUAACCUUUUCAGUGCUCCGAGUGAUUUUGAGCAGCUGGUUCGUACGCAUUAUCCACAGUUGAAAACGAACAAUCUAACGCGCGCGGAAUGGCGUAAAAUUCGCGGAUCAUUCGGUAAACCCCGGCUGUUUUCUCCCGCAUUCAUAAUGGAAGAAAGACUGGAGCUGGCUCGCAAACGCGAGAAAAUAAGAGUGCUGCAAGGGAAUAGCCUCGGAGACAUUUCAUUCAUCGAAGGUUUGCCUAACAGUAUAUCAAAGCAAAUUCCUACUGGCACAAAAGUUACAGCCAAGCUCCGUGAUCCAUAUGAUGGAAUGUACAAUGGUACGGUGGAAGCCUACAUACCGGAGGCUAGAAGCUACAAGAUCUUGUUUGAUCGGUCUGGUUUGGGAUCGCGCUCCAUACCAGACUACGAAGUGUUUUCACUGGAAAACACAGACAAAAUCAAGCUCAACAGUAUCACGAAGGACUAUCGCUUAGCUUACCAAAACGCUUCGUUUUAUCUUGCUUCGCCAACGGCGAAACCGAAAGCCACUGCAGGAGACCCGCUGCUGGGUAGCGAUAUAGGACAUAAGCUAUGCACCAGCGAUAGGAAAGUGUUCUUCCCCAAGGAUAACAUCGGUGGAUAUCCUGUGAAAUAUCUGGAGCUGAUAGUGCGCACCAAAAAGACGCUUUCCGCCAAGCAGAUGAAACUGCUGCGUUUGCAGAACAUUACAUCAGAAGCACAGAUCUACAAAUCAUACGAUAACCCUCUGCCAGAGGAGUUUAAGAAACGCUACGCCAUGCUAAUAGUUGCUAUCGACAAGCUGAACCGUGAUCUUGCGGAUCAAUUGAACCAGCUCCGCGAGUAUGUAGGCAGCUUAACGCACGACCCGGAAAUGCUUGCAAUGAUCACACCGAGUCAUUAUCGCGAGCAAUCUCGUGAAAAGGCGGCCCAGAUAUUUGAGAAGAAUAACAAGGGACACGUUAAGAACGAGCAUAUUGCCAAUCUAAUUAAACAGCUUACCACCAUCAUGUAUCUCGCAUCGAAUGUCAGUAAAAACGAUAAAGAUGAGCUCAGUAUCACCGCAUUAAAGGGCGCGAUUGUGGAAACUAGGGAAACGUUGGAUUCGGGAAAUGUGGCCGCAUUCAAUCGUAAUGUAGCCAGCCACAUGAGCUACAUAGAUGCUCAACCUGGUCCGUCGAAAAUGGUAAAAACUGAAUAAUUUUUCUUCGCGAUAACCUUAAGAGAAAGGAUUAACAUUAAAUGGGAUUUUGUACAUAAGAUGGCAGGAGAUGAGAAAUAUUGAUUGAAUGUGUGAACUUUGCAACGCGUGUAAAAUUUAAAAAUGUUAAUAAAAGGCUUAAACCAUUAAACAAA
This is a messenger RNA of Anopheles arabiensis, 2049 nucleotides long. RefSeq names its product protein lin-9 homolog (gene mip130). Gene Ontology annotation, molecular function: DNA binding. The transcript has a single exon. Gene Ontology annotation, biological process: regulation of cell cycle; regulation of transcription by RNA polymerase II; DNA-templated transcription. Bases 158 to 1894 code for a protein of 578 amino acids. Gene Ontology annotation, cellular component: nucleoplasm; transcription repressor complex. The record is from RefSeq and is a predicted model, not a curated record. Lineage: Eukaryota; Metazoa; Arthropoda; Insecta; Diptera; Culicidae.